AUGUACUUGUCCAACUUUGCAAAUCUGACCAAGGGUAAGCGCGAGCAUGGCAUACGCGCUCUAAGAAACAGUGUUUCCGACCGAAUCAAUGGAUUCCGUGUAAGCCAUGGCCCGAUUUCAAGUGGGAUCUUCCCCCAAGAUAUUCGCGAAGCCCGCGAGUGGGAAAAGAUGGAGCAGGCAGCUAACCGUGGUGCCAAAACUGCUCCGGAUGACCAACCAGACCUGAUAAAAGAAGUCCGUGAAAUCAUGCGAAAGCUCAAACCCAACAAAGUCAAGCUCGACGCAGAGGAACUUCUUCUCACCAUCAAGGACUGUACUUCACUCAAAGUGGAUUUUGAGUAUAGUGCCUCUCACAAGUCUCUAGACGCAUACAAGCUGAGUGAGAAGAUAUGGCGGCGCCUCAAAAACGCCAGGAGGCUUAGGGAUGAUUUCCUUGAAAAACUGCGAUGCCAGGUUGAGAAGGUGCAACGCCGAAUGAAGGAGGAUGAGCUGAUCAAACAGGAACACUGCGAUAAGCUGAUUUCGCUUUUGCGCGACGUGCUCAUCUAUGAGUCCAAAGUUCGGGAGUUGAGGGUUCUGAAAGCCUUUUCUAGGUACAGACUGUAA
Molecule: messenger RNA, 606 nt
Organism: Aplosporella prunicola CBS 121167
Lineage: Eukaryota; Fungi; Ascomycota; Dothideomycetes; Botryosphaeriales; Aplosporellaceae
Exons: 1
Coding region: 1-606 (201 amino acids)
Source: RefSeq, a predicted model, not a curated record